AUGCGAGAAUAUUAUGCUUAUAAAUUGCAGAUGAGAGACAAAUAUUGUCCAAAUAUACUCAACACUGGAAGAUUACUUCAGCAGUAUGUUGUUGAUAUGUACAUAAAAAUCGAAAGCCAGAGACUAUAUUACUAUAAGAAUAAACAAGAAUUUAUAAGAAGAGAGGAACUACAAGGCGUUAUGGAUAGCGUCAUAGCAGGUCAAUGCCAAGGUUCAAAGGUAGGCCAGCGAGUGGUGCUUCCAGCUUCAUUUAUAGGAGGCCCACGUUACAUGAAAAGGAGAUAUGUUGAUGCUAUGGCUUUGGUACAGAAAUUUGGUAAACCAGAUUUAUUCAUUACGAUCACUUGCAAUCCUUCAUGGCCAGAAAUAAAGGAUCAUAUGCUCAGAACAGAUGAAGGACACAACAGACCAGAUUUACUCACUCGAGUGUUUCAUGCAAAGCUUGAUAUGUUGAAGCAAGAAUUAUUCAAAAAAGAGAUAUUUGGAUCUGUUGCUGCUUACACCUAUGUCAUUGAAUUCCAAAAGCGCGGUCUUCCUCAUGCUCAUUUCCUCAUAAUCUUGAAGCCAUGUUCAAAGCUUUACUCUACAGAUUCUUAUGAUCAAAUCGUUAGUGCAGAGAUUCCAGAUGAGAGCAAAAAUCAACAUCUUUUCAACAUGGUUCGUAGACAUAUGAUUCAUGGUCCUUGUGGCAAAAAAAAUCCAAACAAUGUCUGUAUGCAAGGACAACAUCAGAAAAAAUGCAGAAACAAUUAUGCAAAGCCAUUUUCUGAUAAAACAUUUCAUGGGGAUAAUGCAUACCCCACUUACCAAAGAAGGAACAAUGGAUACAAGAUGAUGGUUCGUGGACAUGAAGUGGAUAACAGAUGGGUUGUUCCAUACAACCCUUACAUUCUUGCAAAAUUCAACUGCCAUAUAAAUGUUGAAAUCUGCUCUACAGUGAAAGCUGUGAAGUACAUAUAUAAGUAUAUCUACAAAGGUCAUGACAAGAUCCAUUUUCGAGUGAAUUCAGACAGCUCUAAUGACUCAAAUUCUGAUGCUAAUUUAUCUACAGUUGAUGAAAUCAAAGACUACCAGUCAGCUAGGUGGGUAUGUGCAGUCGAAGGUAUAUGGAGGAUAUACAGAUUCUUGCUAUCUGAAAUGCAUCCUUCUAUUAUUCACCUACAACUUCACCUAGAAAAUUGUCAGCCAUUGAACUUCAGAGGAGAUCAAGACUUACGCGAUGUAGUAAGAAACAGAUUUGCUAAGACAACUAUGUUAACAGAAUUCUUUUACAUGAAUUCUACUGAUCCUCUAGCUCAGAACCUCAAAUGCACUUAUAAAGAGUUCCCUGAACAUUUUGUCUGGUAUCCAGGAAGGAGAAAAUGGGAGCCAAGAAAACAAAAAGAUUCUAUAGGCAGGAUAGUGACAGCAAGUCCAAUGGAAGGAGAACGAUACUUUCUCAGACUACUCCUCACACAUGUCAACAGUCCAACUUCAUUUGAUGAUUUGAGAACAAUAAAUGGAGCUUAUGUACACACUUUUCGUGAGGCAGCAAUCUUGAGAGGUUACUUUGAGUCCGAUAAGUCACAAGAACAAUGUCUUGAAGAAGCAAGUUUGUAUCACAUGCCAUAUAGUUUGAGAAGAUUAUUUGCGACUUUGCUCGUUCAUUUUCCUCCUUCAAAUCCAAGAUAUCUUUGGGAGCAAUUUGAGCAGCCAUUAUCUGAAGAUAUGAGCAACAUUCCAGAAAUAUCAGUUGAUCAGAUUCGUUUGCAGGUACUAUGUCAAAUAAAUGAGUUUCUCCAAUCAAUGGGAAAAGACAUUAAUCAAUACGCUUUAGUUUCAAAUACCCUGUAUUUUGUUGCCUUGAACAAAAACACCCGUGAUACAAUAGCUGAAACAAGAAUCUCUGUACCAGAGCAUGACCUAUUAGCAAUUAAACAACUAAAUGUUGAUCAGAAAAAAGCUUUUGACAUUAUUAUGAAUGCAGUUUUUGUUCACAAGAAAGGGAUCUUCUUCAUUGAUGGACCAGGUGGAACAGGAAAAACAUUCCUCUAUCGAGCACUACUAGCAGAAACCAGAUCAAAAGGAUACAUAGCUCUUGCUACAGCAUCCUGUGGAGUUGCGGCUUCCAUUUUACCAGGUGGAAGAACAGCUCACUCAAGAUUCGAGAUACCAAUUGCUGGAACACCAGAUAAGCAAUGCAGAGUUAGUAAACAAAGCUCAUUAGCAAAACUCCUUCAAUCUGCAAUUCUUAUAAUCUGGGAUGAAGCUCCAAUGGCGCAUAAGGCCUCAAUUGAAAGUGUUGACAAACUUCUAAGAGAUAUAAUGGACUCAAACGAUUUGUUUGGAUCAAAGGUCAUUGUUCUUAGAGGCGAUUUCCGUCAAGUCUUGCCAGUGGUAACAAAGGGAUCAAAAUUUGAAUUUAUUGAUGCAAGCAUAGUCAAUUCGUACAUAUGGCCACAGCUACGUAGAUUACAUCUCACUGAAAACAUGAGAGCAAGACAUGAUCCAGAGUUUACUCAAUAUCUACUUCGCAUUGGAAAUGGAAUGGAGCCAGUUAUCUUCAAGAAUUCUAUCCAGAUACCUCCAUCAAUGCUGAUAAGAUAUACAAAUGAGGAACAAUCACUGACUGCACUCAUCAGGACAGUAUUUCCAGAUUUGAAAGCAUUUUCUGACCAAAAUCUCUCUGCAGUUAAUCGUGCUAUACUGACAACAAAAAAUGACUUUGUUGAUCAAAUUAAUGAGAGACUCAUUGUACAUUUAGAAGGACAACUCCAAGAAUAUAUCAGUCGAGACAAGUGUAUAGACAGCUCUGACCAGACAAUCAUGGAGGACUUGCUGAACAGUUUAACUCCAAAUGGUUUUCCACCUCAUAAGCUACUUCUUAAACCAUAUUGCCCUAUCAUGUUACUCAGAAACAUUGAUGCUCCUCAGGGAUUAUGCAACGGCACUAGACUGAUAUGCAAAUCCUUGAGCUCCAAUAUCAUACAUGCGGUCAUAACAUGUUGUGAAUUUGCUGGAAAAGAGGUCUUCAUCCACAGAAUAUCUUUCAGAGUAGAGAACAGUUCAGACUCACCAGUACCAUUUGAACGUAUUCAAUUUCCUAUCCGGCCCUGUUUUGCUAUGACAAUAAACAAAGCUCAGGGACAAACGCUUGAUUUUGUUGGCAUAUAUUUGCGUGAACCAGUUUUUUCACAUGGACAGCUAUAUGUAGCAAUGUCAAGAGCAAAAAACAGUAGUUCUGUGAAAAUUCUUAUCAAACCAUCCAUAUUUGAUGAUGAACAAGACUCGAUUACUGAAAAUAUAGUAUAUACAGAAUCACAGCAGGAAAGAAACAUCAUUCCAUUCAGUGAGAUAAUCCCUGGAAUACAAAACUGGACAGCUCUGGUUCAGGUUCUGGACAAGCAAAAGGCAUUACUUUCAAAAGCCGGCAACCGAUAUCAGAAGCUGAUAUUAAUUGAUCAGCAGGGUACAACAGUUGAAGCAAUGAUUUAUAAAUCAGACAUCGACUUCUUCAGAAACCAUUUCCAACUCUACAAACGAUACAUUCUCUGCAAUGCUAGAAUUGAGUACACACCAUCAGAAUAUCGCAGUCAUCCAAAUCAGUUUAUAACUAAGCACAUUCCAAAAUCAGAUAUCUUAGGCAUUGUCGCUGAAGUUCAUCCUCGAAUACAGAGAGCUACUACUGCUACCAGGGAAGUAGUGAUUAUAGACAAAAGCAUGAUGCCAGUGAUUCUGACUCUGUGGGGUGAGCAUGAAACAGAUGAAGGCCAAACGAUUGCAAAUAUCAUUGACACAAUGCCGCUCAUUGUUGCACUUCGAAUUAAAGUAUCAUCAUAUCACACACUGAAUCUCUCAACAAAAUUUGGAUCAAGCAUUCUGGUUAAUCCUCCGAUACAACAAACUGCUGAUCUCAAACAUUGGGCUACUGAGACACAAGCAGAAAUCAAGAAACUGAUGGCAGAAAAAGCAUACCACAACCGAGCUAAGCUUCUGCCACAACCAAGAGAUGAUGAGGUCACAACUAUUCAAGAUUUCCUUGCGUUUCCUACGAAAAAAGCCUACUGGUUGCGUGGUACUCCAAGGUUACUAGACAAGAGCCAACGAUUAUGGUAUAAUGCUUGUCCACAAUGCCACAAAUCAUUCAGAGGAAAGCCAGCGUGGAAAAUUGUUUGCACUUCAUGCAACAAACAAGUAAAUAUUACUGCAAGAUGCCGAUUAACUGUAGAACUUGCUGAUUAUUCUGGAGUUUUGACGCUUGAUCUUUAUGACAACGAUGCUCUUCAGUUACUACCUUUCACCUUAUUGGAGAUGCAAGACUUAGAAAACAAGCAUGAACUGAACUAUGAAGCCAUUGAAGAGGCCAUUAACAGCACUGUGAUAACAUGCUUUGUGAAGAAAAUGAUAAACACCCAUGCAUCCACCAGUACUGAGAAAUACUCAGCCAUUAUCCUGCACAAAACAUCCAUGGCAGAGAUUCUAGCACAAGUUUCUUCCACCAUUGCUUGCUCAGAGUCAAGUACAGAAGCUGCAAUCACCACUCCACAGACCAAUGAAACUCCACUCGCUACUGCUCCAAAAGACACAAAUGUGCACAGCAGUUUGCUAUCAACUCUGAAAAUCACAGAGAGCCCAACUAAAAAGCAACGUACCAAAGAAUCUGAAAAGGAAGAAUGA
This is a messenger RNA of Coffea arabica (coffee), 4656 nucleotides long. RefSeq lists its product as uncharacterized. Lineage: Eukaryota; Viridiplantae; Streptophyta; Magnoliopsida; Gentianales; Rubiaceae. Gene Ontology annotation, molecular function: DNA helicase activity. The record is from RefSeq and is a predicted model, not a curated record. Gene Ontology annotation, biological process: telomere maintenance; DNA repair.